Symbiodinium sp. CCMP2456 is the source of this 414-nucleotide messenger RNA. Lineage: Eukaryota; Dinophyceae; Suessiales; Symbiodiniaceae. The record is from the annotation of a GenBank genome assembly.
GACGAGCUGGCCGCACUCAUCAUCCAUCUCAUGGAGGCCUCGGGCACCUCAGCUUUGGGGGACCAGAUCCUGGCAAGGGCUUCGAGAACCCAGCCCAACCUGCUGUACCAGUUGCCAGCAGCAGACAAGCGUGCGUGGGAGCUUAUCGCUGAACUUGUCAACAUUCACCAGUCGCAAACUGAGGAGGCCCCUGAGAGGACAGCACGCGGCGCCAGGGCAAAUUCCAGCCCCGGCAAGUGGCUCCCUGCCCUCUUUAUGGAGGGCAAGCAGCACACGCUUUGCAUGCGCUAUCAGCAAGGCCAGUGCAAGGAUCCUUCCACUUGCCGCUACCUUCACUGUGCAGUGCCGAAGCCAGACGGGUCAGCUUGUGGGGGCAAGCACCCAGCUUCCCAGCACGUCAGCACGCCUCACUAG